CUCAAAUCCAGAAGCCAGAUAACUCAGCACUAAACAGAAAAGGAGCAGUAGGUAAAGAGGCUACCGGGACCAGCCAUGGAGCCCUGGCAGAGGUGGCCACUGCUGUUGCUGCUAGCUCCCCUGCUGUUGCUUCCCUCGUCUGCCUCAGCCUCCUGUGAGCUGGACGAAGAGGGCAAUAAUUGCUACUGCAACUUUUCCGCUCCGAACCCUGAAUGGGAUAGAAUUGCGAUGUGCAUUUCCUCGGUACAGGCGGAUAUCGAUGGGGGCGGCCACAACUUGGACAUCUUUUUGCAGAAAGUAAUUGCUGACCCGAGCAAAAUCUCGGACAUACUGAGAUCGCUGCGCCUAAAACGGCUGAGGCUAAGGGGUGCCCAGGUCCCGGCCCCACUUCUGCAUCAGCUCCUGAAGGCAUUGACCUACACGCGGAUUGAAGAGCUGUCCCUAGUAGAUCUGGUGAUUUCGAUGCCGCCCCUGCUACCUCCGUCAUUCAGUGACAAUGACCUCAGGCUGAAAGCCCUGCACCUCCACAGAGUGCUGUGGACCGGAGAGGGCAACUUACUGGCGACAGUGGGGCCUUGGCUAAAACCUGGACUGAAGGCACUGAGCUUGACUGGUUUAAACCUGAGCUAUGUGCCCUGCCCAGAGUUGGACGCCUUUGGGGAACUGAACUCUCUAGAUCUGUCGGACAAUCCAGAGAUAACAGAGAAUGGCUUAACUUCGGCGCUUUGCUUCUCGAAGCUCCAGGCACUGAAGGAUCUGGCACUUCGGAACACCGGCCUCCAGUCCUUGGGGAGAGUGUGCCGGGCUCUGGAGGCGACGGAGACCAAUGUGCAGCGACUGGACAUCAGUUACAACGAGCUGGGAGGGAAACCCUGGCCUCAGUGUACCUGGCCACCCUCCUUGCUCUCGCUCAACCUGUCCCACGCGAAUCUGAAGUGUGUGCCGAAGCCUCUGCCCAAGAAGUUGCAGCAGCUGGACCUAAGCUACAACCUGCUGAGGAAGCAGCCUCAGUUGCCCCAGGUAACCGACUUGAUCCUUGAAGGGAACCCUUUUGCCUACGCCGGUGCCUCAGCCAGACUGCAAAGGGAGCAGCCGACAGAGGACUGCGCAGUUCUUUCUCGCGGGAGCAAGUUCGCAGGCGCCACGCUAGCCUUCCUGGUCUCUGGGACAGCAGCCUUGGCGCUGCUGCGCUGGACCAGAGAAUUCGCCUGAAGGCUUGUGGGGAGCAACUGGGAAGAGGAAAAGAACAUUCAAGUUCCCACCUGACUGACUUGUGAUUCCAGGGAAUGCAGGGGAACCCUGCCAAGAUCUCAACCUCCACCACUUUUCAUUAAAAAAUAAAAAAUUAAUAAUAAUUGA
This is a messenger RNA of Gracilinanus agilis (Agile Gracile Mouse Opossum), 1359 nucleotides long. It is a transcript of the gene CD14, whose product is annotated as CD14 molecule. The transcript is spliced from 2 exons. The record is from RefSeq and is a predicted model, not a curated record. Gene Ontology annotation, cellular component: lipopolysaccharide receptor complex; membrane raft; external side of plasma membrane. NCBI's taxonomy places the organism in Eukaryota, Metazoa, Chordata, Mammalia, Didelphimorphia, Didelphidae. Gene Ontology annotation, biological process: positive regulation of type II interferon production; lipopolysaccharide-mediated signaling pathway; positive regulation of non-canonical NF-kappaB signal transduction. Gene Ontology annotation, molecular function: lipopolysaccharide binding; protein binding. Bases 76 to 1212 code for a protein of 378 amino acids.